This is a messenger RNA of Dermacentor silvarum, 1492 nucleotides long. RefSeq lists its product as uncharacterized. The record is from RefSeq and is a predicted model, not a curated record. The transcript has 3 exons. Lineage: Eukaryota; Metazoa; Arthropoda; Arachnida; Ixodida; Ixodidae. Bases 471 to 974 code for a protein of 167 amino acids.
UCACGAAAGCCUCGCGCUGCUUCGUCUGCAUCUUCUUCCUUUUCUUCUACGCUACUCCGGCGCGGCGUUACGAUAGUAAUAAUUAAUGCUUAGUUGUAGGCGCUUUGUGCUUGAGACUGCCUGGCCUUGGUAACCAGCGCUUUUGUGGCCAUAGUAAAAUAAUGACUCCGCGACCGGAGGGCGAUUCAAACACGGAACCCCUGUUAUUGUACGUAAUACACGAGUGCAUAACUGUAGUUCCUACCCCAACGAAUGAUUUCGGGACACUUAGCUCAAGUGUACUCAGAUAUGCCAUAAGGAAACUGGGUAUAUGUUGACAGAUGGUCUUUGAGAAAUUUCGAAUCACAUACUGCAAAUAAAUUUUUUACGGGACGCUGAGUGUGUCUUUUCGUUAAACACAUGGAUGGCACAAUACUGUGAAUGGCAGUAGAGAGCCUACAUACGGGCCUUCGUGUAUGUAGGCUCCCUAAAUGGCAGUGAAGCACACCAUCAAUUCAUGCACAUUGCGUAUUUCGCGUGCCACCGAUGUUGACGCCGACUGGGAGGAUCUGGCCAUGACCGACCGACCUUCAAGCAUGAUGGACAAUGUGUCGAUGAGUGUCAACAUGCUAGUACAGCGUGCCACCUCGCAGAUUGAGCACAUUUGCGAGUCCGAGGUGUACCAGACGUACCUGAAAGACAACCCCAUGCUGUCGGCGUGUGGAGCUAUUGUGCUGGGCAUUCUCAGCCUGCCGGCACUGACCUUUCUCAGCUUCAUCAUUGUCCUUUGCCUUCUCACAUUUAUGGGCUUCCUCUUUAUCGAAGGCACCCUGAUCACAUUUGGUGUGAUUGUCACUGCUGGCAUCCUGUUCUUCAUUGGCACCUUCGUGGCAAGCUUUGGCUUCUGCCUCUACGCCAUCUUCUACGUGCUUCGGACCUUGAAGAUAGUUGGCAACUCAGCAGCCCUAGCUGACAGCACCAAGAAACCGGAAUGAAACAUCUUUGACUAAUCGGUCGUGCAAAGUUCCUGGUGACACUUUCUGUUCCCCACUUGUUUCUCCUCAUGCAGAGUGUGCAUGUUUUUUUUUUUUUUCUGUAACAUGCUGUGAUAGACAUUUCUCACUCACAUAACAAAAUUUGAGGAAAGUGAUCAAGUUCAAUCUCCUCUCUCGUUGAAAAUUGUGUUGUGUUGUUAUUGUUGGGUUCAAGCACCUGCUCUUUUUUUUUUUUAGGCCAAACUAAAAUAUGAACAAUGGGAACAAGCCGCUGGUCGGUAGCAAUGUGUUCUUGUCUUUCUUUUUUCUUCUGCAUUUUGUCAUUUUGGAGAUGUAGAUCACCUGUUGGAAGCACGUUGGAUUGAAUGCUGCAUACCAUGCAGACUGCAGCAUAGUGUGUCGCGUGCAGAUUGGGUCCUGCAGCAGGAUGAUACGUGUCAUGUUUGAUUGUACCAGAUUGAGGCUCUUUGUCAUUUAUGUCUGCUUUUUUUACAUGAAAUUAAAGUAAUUUCAACACA